This is a messenger RNA of Magnolia sinica, 1075 nucleotides long. RefSeq names its product transcription factor MYB61-like. The coding region runs from base 1 to 822 and encodes 273 amino acids. The record is from RefSeq and is a predicted model, not a curated record. Lineage: Eukaryota; Viridiplantae; Streptophyta; Magnoliopsida; Magnoliales; Magnoliaceae. The transcript has 3 exons.
AUGUUCAGUGUCAUCUCUUUAGACAGCUUGUCCAAUACUUCACUUCGCAAUCACCACACGACUAUAGAGAUGUUUUUUUUUUUUUUUUUUGUCGCAGGAUUGUCGAGAUGUGGGAAGUCGGCACGGCUGCGAUGGAUGAAUUACUUGAGGCCAAAUAUAAGAAGAGGGAAUUUUACAGCCGAGGAGGAAAACCUCAUAAUCCAACUCCACGCUGCUCUUGGAAACAAGUGGGCAGUUAUGGCUUCCCAAUUGCCUGGGAGGACCGACAAUGAGAUCAAGAACUUUUGGAACACAAGAUUAAGGAAGCGUUUGAUCCUUGAAGGACUAAACCCAAUCACCCAUCAGCCCUUGAAUCCUUUCUUCUCUGAUUAUGUCAAGCAAUGGAUCAAAUCCGUGGAAAAUGUGAUUGUCGCCAGUAUAAUCACACAAUCGUCAUCUUCUACUACUGCUACUAACAGUAAUGGUAUCAGUAGUAUUAACAGCCAUUCUCUUGAUGCAUGUCUCCCUCCUUUCAUGUCUCUACCAUUAGAACCGACAUUGAAUGGAGAGGCUCUUGAUCAACCCCAACUGUUCGCCACUGGAUCAGUGGGCCCUACAUCGAAAAUCAGUUCAUGGGUUGGUGAAAGUUCUCAUGGUGCUGGUGAGAACUUCGUUGAUGAUUUUAUGUUGGGAGGAGAUUCACCUAAUAAUCUCAGUGAGUAUUUAAGGCAUGAGUUUGGAGACAACGGAGGUGAACCUUGGUUCGGGGACAGCACAAGUGGGGACAUUAGUUCAAUGGCAUCUACUGCGCCUGUAAAUUUGGAAGAGGAAUCCAAGAGAUAAGGCAAAUCACCUACUCUCGCCAGCCAUUCCUGCCAAUGUCACAUGUGUGCAUGAGAUCCAGGCCGUUCAUCAGGUGGGCCAGUCAUGUAUCUUUCAUGGCCCAAAAAUAGGCCAAACUAGUUGUCAGGGGCCCCAGAAAUCUCCAAUUAAUGUCAAGCUUUCAUCUAACUUUCCCAAUAGUCCAUGUUUUCCAUACACGUGUCCAUCUGAUGACCAUAUGUGACAGUGAAGCCCCACCUUGUAAAUAGCAUGG